Molecule: messenger RNA, 1887 nt
Organism: Rhododendron vialii
Lineage: Eukaryota; Viridiplantae; Streptophyta; Magnoliopsida; Ericales; Ericaceae
Product: probable sugar phosphate/phosphate translocator At3g17430
Exons: 10
Coding region: 349-1596 (415 amino acids)
Cellular component (GO): trans-Golgi network; endosome; Golgi apparatus
Molecular function (GO): antiporter activity
Source: RefSeq, a predicted model, not a curated record
GGAUUCAUUGCUUCUCUCUCUCCAGACUCCAGAGAUCUAUUUAUUCAUCUCGAUUCCUUACUCAAAGCCCCAUUCACUACUUCUACUUCUCACUGCCUUCAACCUCAACAAACGCUGUUUUCUUCUCUCAACGCCAUUCUCUCUCUCUCUCUCUGCGACCUAUUGACUUCCUUCCUUCCCCCUUCUCACUCUUUAAUCGGCGCUAAAAAAGUUUCGACAUCUCUGAUUCCAAGGAACUUGUUUCAACAUCGAUCUUUCAGGUUAUCAGAAGUCUGGUAGCAGUUGCUUAAAUUGAUCAAUACAAAAAAUCAUCAGCAGCCCAGAGAUGAUAUCCGCCCUGGGUUCAGAAUGUUGUACCAAACCUCUGGCCAGAUAUGCUGUGAAUCAUAUAUUUUGCUAGGCAGAAGACUCAAAUUGUUUAGAGCCAAGGAUAGAGUAGUAUCAGCUUGUGGAGGAAAAAAGGACGGAAAAAUGAUCAAUAAAUCACUUCUCUUGACCUACCUGUACUUACUAAUAUACAUCACGCUUUCAUCGGGAGUUAUAUUAUACAACAAGUGGGUUCUCUCUCCAAAGUACUUCAAUUUUCCGUUUCCUAUAACGCUGACCAUGAUUCAUAUGGGAUUUUCUGGAGCAGUAGCAUUCUUGCUUGUUCGUGUUUUCAAGGUUGUAUCUCCUGUUAAAAUGACAUUUGAGAUAUAUUCGACGUGCGUGAUUCCCAUAAGCGCCUUCUUUGCUUCAAGUUUGUGGUUUGGCAACACUGCAUACUUGCACAUCUCUGUGGCCUUCAUCCAGAUGCUCAAAGCCCUAAUGCCAGUGGCAACAUUUCUCAUGGCUGUUUUAUGCGGCACUGACAAAUUAAGGUGGGAUGUGUUCUCCAACAUGUUGCUGGUCAGUGUCGGAGUUGUCGUUUCCUCAUACGGGGAAAUACAUUUUAAUGUAGUGGGUACAGUUUACCAGGUUACAGGCAUCUUUGCAGAAGCUCUUAGGCUUGUUUUGACUCAAGUCCUCCUGCAAAAGAAGGGCUUGACUCUGAAUCCUAUUACCAGCUUAUAUUACAUAGCUCCCUGCAGUUUCAUGUUUCUGUUUGUACCUUGGUAUUUCCUGGAGAAGCCUGGGAUGGAGGUUUCACAGAUCCAGUUCAAUUUCUGGAUCUUUUUCUCCAAUGCUAUUUGUGCAUUAGCAUUGAACUUCUCUAUUUUCUUAGUAAUCGGUAGAACUGGAGCAGUUACCAUUCGAGUUGCUGGUGUUCUGAAAGAUUGGAUACUGAUAGCCCUUUCAACUGUUGUGUUUCCUGAGUCGACCAUUACUGGGCUGAAUAUUAUUGGCUAUGCGAUUGCACUAUGUGGUGUUGUGAUGUACAACUACUUGAAGGUGAAGGACGUUCGUGCUUCUCAACUUGCCCCUGAUAGUCUCCCAGAAAGAAUUGCGAAGGACUGGAUGUUGGAGAAGAAAUUGUCUGACCUACUGACACCAGAUAGUAGCGAUGGAGUCACUAGUUCUGCCUCUGAGUUGAAACUAGAUGAAGAGGCACCUCUAAUUCCUUCAUCAAGACUAUCAUAUAUUGGACGUUCACAGCUUGGCGGGCAAGGUUCAUAACUGCAAAGGACUGCAUGUAGAUAAACAUCAGGGAAACAUUUAGUUGUUAAGUCAAAAGCAAGAGGAAGAGAGAAAGCACGCUUAAGCGUAUACUAUACAGCUAUUAGAUUGCGUAGAAAUUCAUUUGUUGCGGGAAAUAUAGCUUGUCAUACAAAAGCUGGGGCAUUAAACAAACAUGAAUGUGUCUUAUGGAUUGUAGUUUUGUGUGACAUGCCAACCAUAAUGUUACUCGGAGCUCUUAAUUCUUACACCAAAUUCAGAUAUAAUUUUUAUGCUAAUUUACUUGCUUUA